AUGAGGGAGAUCAUUAAUCUUCAGGUUGGUUCGUGCGGGAACCAGAUCGGCGGCAAGUUUUGGGAGGUGAUAUCUGAUGAGCACGGCAUUGACCCCAGCGGUUGCUACCACGGAGACUCGGAUCUUCAAUUGGAACGCAUUAAUGUAUACUACAAUGAGGCCUCAGGUGGAAAGUACGUCCCCCGUACCGUGCUGGUGGAUCUGAAGCCUGCGACCAUGGAUGCUGUACGAUCUGGACCCUUCGGAUGUCUCUACCGCCCAGAUAACUUUGUAUAUGGUCAAAACGGAGCAGCCAACAACUGGGCAAGAGGGCAUUAUACGGAAGGAGUAGAAAUUCUAGAAUCCUGCCUUGAUGUAGUAAGACGAGAAGCUGAAAGCUGCGAUUGUUUACAAGGCUUUCAAAUCUCACACUCGCUCGGCGGUGGUACAGGCUCCGGCCUAGGAACACUGCUCGUUAAUAAAAUCCGUGAAGAGUACCCUGACCGAAUCAUCCUGACUUUCUCUGUAUUCCCAAGCCCACGAGUGUCGGACUGUGUGGUAGAGCCGUACAACACCACGCUGGCAAUGAAUCAGCUGGUUGAGAACACGGACCACACGUUCUGUCUUGACAACGAAGCGCUGUACGAUAUUUGUUUCAGAACAUUGAAGCUAACCACACCCACAUACGGUGAUUUAAAUCACUUAAUCUGCGCCACAAUGUCGGGGAUCACUACAUGUUUAAGGUUUCCUGGACAGCUCAAUGCCGACUUAAGGAAACUGGCUGUCAACAUGGUGCCAUUCCCGAGAUUACACUUUUACACUCCUGGAUUUGCGCCGCUCACGUCACGAGGUGCUCAACAGUACAGAGCGCUCACAGUCCCUGAAUUAACAUUACAAAUGUUCGAUGCUAAGAACAUGAUGGUCGCUUGUGAUCCGCGACAGGGAAGGUAUCUAACAGUAGCCACGAUAUUUAGAGGCAGAAUGUCAAUGAAGGAAGUAGACGAACAAUUGGUAAACAUUCAGAACAAGAACAGCACUUACUUUGUGGAGUGGAUUCCUCACAACGUAAAGAUUGCAGUGUGCGACAUCCCACCACGAGGUCUGAAACUGGCGUCUACAUUCAUUGGUAAUACCACAGCCAUCCAAAGUAUCUUCAAAAGGGUAUCUGAACAAUUUGUGGCUAUGUUCGGCAAAAGAGCGUUCGUUCACUGGUAUACUGGUGAAGGAAUGGAUGAAUUAGAAUUUACUGAAGCAGAGAGCAAUAUGAGUGACUUGGUAUCUGAGUAUCAGCAGUACCAAGACGCGACAGCGGACGAUGAGGGAGAGUUCGAUGAAGAAGCGGAAUGCGAAGGAAUGGAAGAGUAG
Messenger RNA from Arctia plantaginis, 1344 nucleotides. The record is from the annotation of a GenBank genome assembly. NCBI's taxonomy places the organism in Eukaryota, Metazoa, Arthropoda, Insecta, Lepidoptera, Erebidae.